Messenger RNA from Procambarus clarkii (red swamp crayfish), 1494 nucleotides. The record is from RefSeq and is a predicted model, not a curated record. NCBI's taxonomy places the organism in Eukaryota, Metazoa, Arthropoda, Malacostraca, Decapoda, Cambaridae.
CCCUCUCUCCGACACAUGCCGCCGCCCUCUACCCUCUCUCUCCCACGCUUGGUGCUGUCCUCUCCUACGUCUGAGUCACAGACGCCCUUGCCCGCGGCCUAUAGCUGGCCACAAGGGUAUAUAGCAGCGCCCGCAGCCCGUCUCCAACAUUACGACUACGACCAGGGAGGCAGUCCAGGCUCACAGUCAAUUGUUCGAAAUGCGCAGCUUUACAAGUGUGAUGUUGGUGAUGUUACUGACGGCGUCGCUGAUGUUGAUGUGGAGCAAUGUCGGCCACGCCCAGUUCUUGGGGGGGCGUCGCACCAGGAAGUACCGCGGCCCCCACCAACGCCGCAACAGACAACGAGCCAUCAGAGCCAUUCCCAACGACUUCAACGAAGGAGACAGCCAGCUAGUGUCUCUAAUUGUCAGCUCAAUAGAAAAGCGUUGAUUCUGAAGCUACUGACGGAGGCCGCCUAGCUGUCCGCGCAUUAGACAAGAGGCUUCAACAUGCCUAAUGUGAUCUUGUUCCACAGUGAUGGCUUUAUCUACCCCACACACACCUCGGCCUCAACAUACAUGAUGAAUACGACGCAGACUUUACCAGUUAUUCAUCCUCUUGGACAAAACAUCGCUGCAAACAGCGGCUUCCUUACAUCGGAACACUGCGGGCGUCGCCCACAUCACCAAAGUGCUUUCUCUGUUCAGCACUUCUUAACGCUAACAAUAACAUCUUAUUCUUAACUGAUAGACUAAGUAGAUACAAUAGUUACAUGGUGGUAACUUUAUCCUUAAACCUGUGUUCAACCAAGCUGCGGCCAAACCCAAAGUCACCGUAAUAACUUUUUCUAUAUGAUAUUUCCAUAAAUCAAAUUUUUAUUUUCACACAAUUUUAAAAGCUAUAAAGGAUCUGAUUACAGUGAUUACAAUAUAUUUAUAUUUUUAUACAGCACUAAUCACUCGUAGCUUUUGUGUACAAGUAGGCCUAUAGGUUAGAACCAUUUUUUAUUGUAUUUACAAAACUUGGGUGAAUUAUUUCAACUCAAAUUUAGGCUAUGCUGCUCCAAGCUGCGACCCAAACCCAAAGACAUCUUCAUAAAUUCUAAAAAACUGUAUUAAAAAACGUGAUUUACUCAGAUAUAAAUUAAUAUAUAUUAUAGUUUUGUGAAAAGUUAAACCUAGGGAAGGUUAGGCUAGGUGUUUUGACUUCCCUGGCCAUUAUUUGUACUCACAGUAGGUGGGUAAAGCCUUUAGAGAGGUGUUAUUUUUCGAAAAGUAGAAAGUGAGUAAAACUGAGUUUGAGAAAAGUUUUAAUAAGCUACAAGAUUUGUGUCUAUAGUGGAACAGUAUUCAUAAUUGAAGAGUCUGAGGCUUUCUCUCAAAGCUGUGUCCUGUAGACCUUUCUUACCCAAUAUAGUCUUAAUAUAAGCUUUGUAUAAAGUUUUCAUGUAUAUAUAUAUAUAUAUAUAUCCAACGUUUUCAUAUAAAUAUAUAUUUUAGUACAAAACUGAAAGA